GCGCGCAUUGUCUGCCCCCUCCCGCCCCUGUUGGCGGCGCGCAGCCUGAUUGGCCCGGGCCCGCGAAAGCUUGCUCGGGGAUUCUGGAUGUACAGGCCGCAGAUGCGCUACGGCUGGAAAAUAAAGCCAAAACCGGAUUAUGUUCUAUUCGGUACAAUAAGAAGGGCGUUGGCGCGCCAUAGACGAAUCAACGGACCAGGUGCUUUCCUCCCAGAUGUCACACACGCACACGGUGUUGCCUAAUAUUUGACACAUUUAUGUGUAGUAAAUAUACAGUCAGCAAAUGUGAAGCAUUGUGAAAAAAAUAUCCAAGAAAAUGGAUCAAGGAGGAGGGGUCUUGGAGCUUCACUCCCAGGAUUUGAAAAUGCCCCACACAAUGAUAAUGCAAGACUUUGGCAUGGGGGGCAUGGCCCACAUAGACGGUGAACACAUUGUGGUAUCGGUACCCGAAGCUGUGCUGAUAUCAGAUGUGAACACUGAUGAGGGUAUCCUGCUGGAGCAUGGCCUGGAGGCUGAAGUGGUGGAAGGGCCUGGUAUCGGGCAAGAAGAUGUCAUCAUGUCUGAAUCUAUCCUGGGAGCGGAGGUGGCCAUUGAGGAGUCUCUGGAUGCUGAUCAUCAUGUCCUGACUGCUGAACUUAUCGAAGAAACAGUGCCUGAACAGGUGUUUGUGACUGAUCUAAUGUCCACACAUGAGGACAGUCCACUGGACACUGAACUGGUGUCUGAGGAGGUGAUGGUUGCGGACACAGAGGCCAUAGUUCAGGCACACGAUUCCACACCACCCUGUGUGACCCUUAAGACUGAUGACGACGAAGAUGUCAAGAGCACCUCGGAAGACUACCUCAUGAUCUCAUUGGAUGAUGUGGGGGAGAAGUUGGAUAUUGUUGACACUCCGUUAAAAAUCAGCACAGAGAUGGGCCAGGAUGAUGAAUCCAAGGAGGAUGAGUUUGGCUCUGAGGUUAUCAAAGUGUACAUUUUUAAGGCCGAAGGGGAUGAAGAUGUGGAAAUAGGUGAAACGGAGGUUGUUGCAGAGAGUGAUUUCCCCAACGGGCAUGCAGUGUUAGAGACGGCAACAGCAAGCACAGGAAGGCUGCCCAGGGAGAAAAUGGUUUACAUGGCAGUGAAGGAUACCAGCCAAGGACAGGAAGAUAUGAAUGUUUCUGAGAUGACUGACCAAGUAUACAUGGAGGUGAUUGUUGGGGAAGAUGAGGCUCCUGCCAUACAAGAAGCUCAUUUGGAAGAUUCACCUGCUAAUAAGACCUUUGUUCCUGUUGCAUGGGCAGCUGCCUAUGGUAACAAUCUGGAGUCUCAUUUAGAGAGUAAGCAUGGUGCAACCACUCCAUACCUGCAAAUCAGUGACAGCAUCAGUACAAGCCGCGCUCUCAAACAGAAGAUCAAGAAGAAGAAGAAGGGAGAGACACGGCAGUGCCAGACUGCUGUAAUAAUUGGCCCUGACGGCCUGCCACUGACGGUCUAUCCUUGCCACAUCUGCGGAAAAAAGUUCAAGUCACGCGGGUUCCUGAAGCGGCACAUGAAGAACCACCCAGACCACAUGUUUAAGAAGAAGUACCAGUGCACAGACUGUGAUUUCACUACUAAUAAGAAGGUCAGCUUUCACAACCACCUAGAGAGCCACAAGCUCAUCGUCAAGAACGAGAAAGUCCCGGAGUACACAGAGUACACGCGGCACUACCGGGAGGCGAGCCCACUCAGCCCUAACAAGCUGAUCUUGCGCGACAAGGAACCCAAGCUGCACAAGUGCAAAUACUGCGAAUAUGAGACAGCUGAGCAAGGCCUGCUUAACCGCCAUUUGCUGGCUGUGCACAGCAAAAACUUUGCACAUGUUUGCGCAGAGUGCGCUAAGGGCUUUCGCCACCCGUCUGAGCUCAAAAAGCACAUGCGGACACACACGGGUGAGAAGCCCUAUGGCUGCCAGCGUUGCGACUUCCGGUGUGCUGACCCAUCCAACUUAAAGACUCAUGUAAAGAGCAAGCAUGGUGCUGAGCUCCCGUUCAAGUGUGCUCACUGCCCACAGGCGUUUGCCGAUGACAAGGACCUGCAGAGGCACAUGGAGGUCUUCCAGGGCCACAAGACUCACCAGUGCCCACACUGUGAGCACAAGAGCACCAAUUCGAGUGACCUGAAGCGCCACAUCAUCUCUGUGCAUACCAAGGACUUUCCACACAAGUGCGACGUGUGUGAAAAAGGCUUCCACCGGCCAUCAGAACUCAAAAAGCAUGCUGAAACGCACAGGGGGAACAAGGUGCACCAGUGCCGGCACUGUGACUUUAAGAUCUCGGACCCUUUCACUCUGAGUCGGCAUAUCCUGUCCGUGCACACAAAAGAGCUGCCUUUUAAGUGUAAACGCUGCAAGCGUGGCUUCAGGCAGCAGAACGAACUCAAGAAACACGUGAAGACUCACAGUGGCCGCAAAGUCUACCAGUGCCAGUACUGUGAGUAUAAUACGGCGGAUGCCUCGGGUUUCAAGCGCCACGUAAUCUCCAUUCACACUAAGGACUACCCACAUAGGUGUGACUACUGCAAGAAGGGUUUUAGACGGCCCUCUGAAAAGAAUCAGCACAUAACGCGCCAUCACAAAGACACACUGAUCUAACACUCCUCCGUCCCAUCCACCUCGUAAACUAGCACCUAAAUUACAUAACAGAAGAUGAGAACGGAAUGGUACAGUUCAGUCGGGUAAUGGCUCUUUACUCUUUCCCCCCUUCAGGUUUUUGCAAAGGCUUUUCAAAUAACCUCAAAGUACUAUCCCCAUUCUUUGGAGCAGGACUGCUAGGGUCAGCCAAGGUUUCAAAUCAUUAUAUUUUUGUAUCUACCUGGCUGAAAAGCUGUAAGUGAAUAAUGCCCUUCAUGGUAAUUGGGUAAAUAAAGCUUGAGAUAUAUGCUGUGAUUGAAACGAAAUGCCCAUUAUGACACUUAGGAUUCCCUGUAGCCAUGUUGCUGUGGGCUGCAGUGUACUCCCUCAGUGAGUACUAACUAGUGUGCCUAGCUUAUAUGCUAACAUUUUUAAAAAAAAAAAAUGCCAGUCUAAAUCACGUCAUUGGUUUCAGUUGGUCAUUUGUGGUAAAAUUAUUUCCAUUAUUUUUAUAUUUACUUAUGUACCACUCAUAAGUAAUCAUGUAUAUUUACGCAUAUGGGUAUAGUUCCAUGCUCACUUACACUUAAGUAUAUCUCUGUAACACCAACCAGUCAAUUUUCUUGCCCAAAAGUUUUGGGGAUUGAAUUCACUUUAGUUUGAAUAAAACUUUUUAGUUGUCUCCCUUGUGA
Messenger RNA from Hemibagrus wyckioides, 3285 nucleotides. RefSeq names its product zinc finger protein 711 (gene znf711). Gene Ontology annotation, molecular function: metal ion binding; RNA polymerase II transcription regulatory region sequence-specific DNA binding; DNA-binding transcription factor activity, RNA polymerase II-specific. NCBI's taxonomy places the organism in Eukaryota, Metazoa, Chordata, Actinopteri, Siluriformes, Bagridae. Gene Ontology annotation, biological process: regulation of transcription by RNA polymerase II. The coding region runs from base 317 to 2614 and encodes 765 amino acids. The record is from RefSeq and is a predicted model, not a curated record. The transcript is spliced from 9 exons. Gene Ontology annotation, cellular component: nucleus.